This is a messenger RNA of Wallemia mellicola CBS 633.66, 1596 nucleotides long. RefSeq names its product bleomycin hydrolase. NCBI's taxonomy places the organism in Eukaryota, Fungi, Basidiomycota, Wallemiomycetes, Wallemiales, Wallemiaceae. The coding region runs from base 1 to 1491 and encodes 496 amino acids. The record is from RefSeq and is a predicted model, not a curated record. Gene Ontology annotation, molecular function: cysteine-type aminopeptidase activity. Gene Ontology annotation, biological process: proteolysis; L-homocysteine catabolic process; response to toxic substance. The transcript is spliced from 3 exons. Gene Ontology annotation, cellular component: cytoplasm.
AUGGGAAAUAUUAUCUCAACUAACAAUACACCAACUACAAACGAACAAGAUUCAGUUUAUAAUGAAAAGCAAGCUCAUUUCGAUGACUUAGCUGACUCACAGCGUUUGCUUCAGAAUCUCAAACUUAGAACUAGUACUGCUGAAGCUUCAGAGACUGUUAAGAUUGACAGCUGCAAGUCUUGGGAAAACGCUCUACUCGAAGAUCCUAAGAACAGACUCGCGGUCGACGCCUUUUCAAAAUCAGACAUUACCAAUACACUCUCAAGCAGAUCUGCUAGAAUCGCUGACCACAAUAUCUUCAAUUUGGUGGCCAGCAAUGUUGAAGACAUUACCUCACAAGACUCUUCAGGUAGAUGCUGGUUAUUUGCAACCACAAACUUACUUAGAAAUGAUAUAAAGAAGCAACUCAAUUUGUCUGACUUCCAAUUAUCCCAAAGUUACUUAAGUUUCUGGGACCGUAUUGAAAAGUCAAACCAAUACCUUGAACACUCAAUUGAAUUGGCAGACGAGCCUAUUGGAAGUCGAACUGUAGACUAUAUUAACAGCGGUCCAAUUGGAGAUGGUGGCCAAUUUGAUAUGGCCGUCAAUUUGGUCAACAAAUAUGGUGUUGUACCACAAUCGGUAUAUCCAGAAUCUUACAACAGCUCAAACUCAGGCAAAAUUAAUAGUUUGUUGACUACUAAAUUACGUGAAGGAGCUUUAGAAUUGCGCAAGUUGUCAAAAUCUGCAUCACAAGUUAGCCCAACUUCUGCCGAUAGAAUUGUGCGUAGACGUAAGAACGAAUUAUUAGAAGAAAUAUACGGUGCUGCUGUUAUCGCAUUUGGUCCUCCUCCAUCCGCCAAUGAAGAAUUCACUUUUGAGUACAAAGAUAAGAACGACAAAGUUCACUCUAUCACAACGACCCCGCUUGGAUUCGCUAACAAGUACCUUAGCAACUUCCGCAUCAAUGAUUGGUACAGUUUAAUCAAUGAUCCACGCAACGAAUAUUCAAAGCUCUACACCGUCGAUAAAUUGCAAAACGUAGUAGGAGGUAGACCUGUUCUUUACGUAAACACCACGGCUGAUAGACUUGUCGAUGCUGUUGUUACUCAUCUCAAGAAUGGAAAGCCUGUUUUCUUUGGCUGUGAUGUAGGUAAAUUCAGUGAAAGGAAUGGUGGAUUGCUUGAUCCAAAGUUAUUCGAUUACGAGCUUGCAUUCAAUUUGAAACUUGGAUUGACUAAAGCCGAAAGGUUAGCAACUGGGGAAAGUAGCAUGACACAUGCUAUGGCUAUCAAUGCUGCUCACAUCGUUGAUGGAAAAGUUCAAAGAUUCAGAAUCGAAAACAGUUGGGGUAAGUCAGCAGGUCAAGAUGGCUACUACAUUUGUACCGUUGAUUGGUUCAAGGAGUUCGUCUACCAAGUUGUUGUAAAUAGACAGAUUGCUCCUAAGGAUCUCACCACAAUCUUUGACAAACCUGAGGACGCUCAUGUUCUCCCAUGUUACGAUCCGUAAUAUGGGUGCUCUCGCAUAGAUUGGCAGAAUAAGGUAUUUUUUAUGAAUGAAGAAGUAUCACAAAUUUUUUUUGUUAUCAAAUGAAUGUAUAAAUAUGAUCUUAUA